UCUCCAAUUUCAAGAAAAACAAACAUUUUCAACAAUGGCAGACUUCAGACUUUUGGCACGCACUCACGGCUUCAUGAAGCUAGCUGAAAUUAUUAUCGCCUUGAUCUGCCUGAUCUUGAUCCGCACCUAUUCGUUGAACUUUGGUGGUGAUGUAGCAUCGGGAGCAUUCCACGAUCGUUACAACGUCGGAUUGGUCACAGUUGGUGGUAUGCUGCUGGUGUCUCUCCCGUUGCUCAUCUCCUACCUGUGGAGCACCUCGGGAACUUACCAACCGUUUCUGGAGAUCAUUUACAACACGCUGGGAUUCAUUCUCUUCUUGACGGUGGGCUCUCUCGCCUUGGAUCACUACCGUAACUACGCUGGAGUAACUCAGACCGGCAAUGACAACAGAAGAGGAGACAUGAACGAUUGGUUCGGUCCCUCUAACACGACCCAAUCCGGUACCGGGAUCGACAAAGCCUUCGGUUUGAACACCACUGACAACAUUACUGCUGGAAAGGCUCUUGGAUCCCUUUGCAUCAUCAACGCUUUCUUCUACCUGACCGAUGCUGCCCUGGCUCUCCGGCAAGGUUCUACCGUUUGAACGGGGUGUUUUUACCUCAUUUAUUUCCGAAAUGAAGUCGUGUAGAGCUUCAGCAAUACGGAAUAGCUCGUGAAAAUUACAUAUAAAAUUAUUUUUCUUUGCCUAACAUUUUAGCGUUUGCCUAAACCGUGUGUGUUUUUAUAUUUGUUCUACCUAAAAAACACCAAAUAUAUAAUUACAUGGUUAGCCGUAA
Molecule: messenger RNA, 776 nt
Organism: Daphnia carinata
Lineage: Eukaryota; Metazoa; Arthropoda; Branchiopoda; Diplostraca; Daphniidae
Exons: 4
Coding region: 35-583 (182 amino acids)
Biological process (GO): septate junction assembly
Source: RefSeq, a predicted model, not a curated record